AUGGAAGUACAAUUUACGCAACUUAUGGCGUCACUCGCCGAGACACUACGUACGGUGCAGAAUCAACAAGCGCAGAUGCAAACCAUGUUUAUGCAGCAACAGCAAACUACAAGUAAUAACACAGUAAGUGGUAUUGUUUUACAACCUUAUGAUGAACUCCACGAAUCUUUUGGAUCAUACAUACAAAGAUUGAACAAUUAUAUUAAUCUUAAAGGGGUUACAAGCCCUGUUACAAAGUUGCAAAUCUUCUUAAAUUGUAUUGGUGCUAAAUAUUACCAAGUCCUUAAAAAUAUUACUGCUCCAGAUACACUGGAAAAUAAAACAUAUGAACAACUUGUUGAGAUAUUAAAGAACCAUAUUGCGCCAGAACCAGGAGAAGUUACUCAACAACACAAAUUCUGUUUAAGGAUUCAAAAUGAAAAUGAAUCUAUCGCUAACUACGUAGCGGGACUAAAGGAAAUAGGAGGAAAAUGCAAUUUUAUCUGCAAUUCAUGUAAAUCUACAACAUUUGAUACACAUUUACGUGUACAAUUCAUACGAGGUCUUCGCAGUUCAGAAAUUAAAGAAAGGAAAGUCGACCCAGUAGUGGGAAGAGAAUGGUUAAGAAAAUUAGGAGUACGUUUGGAAAUAAAUAAAAUAGAGAUCGGGAAAAAUGAUAUAACUGAAAAACAAUACAAGAAAAAUUUAGAAAAAUUAAUAGAUCAAUAUAGAGAGAUAUUUUCAGAAGAAAUUGGAGAAAUAAGGAACUACACAGUGAAAUUCAGUUUAAAAGAAAAUGUUACACCAAUUUUCAUCAAGGCAAGACCAGUACCGUUUGCACUAAAAGAAAAAGUUGAAAACGAAAUUGAUCGAUUAGAGAAGGCUGGGAUAUUAGAGAAAGUUACAUAUUCACAAUGGGGAACGCCUGUAGUACCAGUCGUGAAGCAGAAUGGCAGUGUACGGUUAUGUGCUGAUUACAGAGCCACAUUAAAUAAAAAUUUACUUGAUGAUAAGUACCCAAUCCCAAGAGUGGAAGAAGUUUUCUCCAAACUAAGUGGUGGUAGAUAUUUCUGUACCUUGGAUAUAAAUCAGGCAUAUUUACACAUGAAAACUGACCCAACCACAGCUGAAAUGCAAGCCAUCAGUACAUGCAAAGGUACAUUUAAAGUCAAUAGACUAAUGUUUGGUGUCAAAGUCGCUCCAAAUCAAUGGCAAAGAUACAUGGAUCAGACCCUCCAGGGACUACCAGGUACAGCCUGUUUCUUCGAUGAUAUAGCUAUUCAAGGACAGACAUACAUAGAAUUAUUAAAAAGAAUACAAACUAUCUUUCAAAAGUUAAAAGAGUGUGGACUACAUUUAAAUAAAAAUAAAUGCCAAUUCUUGAAGAAAUCUAUUACAUACUUGGGACAUAAAAUAAAUGAGAACGGCUUGCAUCCUACUGAAGAAAAAGUAAAUGAUAUUAAGAAUAGUCCACGUCCCACUGAUGUAUCUACAUUAAGAACAUUUCUGGGAAUGGUUAAUUAUUACCAACAAUUCAUUCCUAAUCUAGCUUCAAAACUAAAUCCUCUAUAUACACUUCAGAAAAAUAUAAAAUUUAUAUGGUCAAAAGAAUGUGAAACUUCAUUUCAAGAAUUAAAGAAGGAAAUAUGUAGCGAAAAGGUACUUACACCCUUUCAUACACACUUACCAAUUACAUUAGCUACUGAUGCAUCACCUGUUGGAUUUGGUGCAGUGUUGUCACACAUUAUGCCAGAUAAUAAGGAGAGACCGAUAGCAUUUGCAUCGAGAUCACUUACCAGUGCAGAAAAAGGCUACAGCCAGCUGGAUAAAGAGGCAGCAGCAUUGAUAUGGGCAAGAAUACUUCAUCCGGAAAAGCCUAUGCCUACAACUACCGCUGUAAGACUAUUACACUAUGCAAAUUUUCUUGCUGGAUUUGACUACAAUAUAAAAGUACGGAAGUCUACGGAACAUGCAAAUGCAGAUUAUUUCUCAAGGUUAGAACACCCUACAGUAAACUGUAACCAACUAACAGAUGAUGAUGUAUUCUACUUGAAUCAACUUACAGUACUACCAGUUACAUUCCAGAAAAUUAAAGAAGCUACAGCUAAAGAUUUAGAAUUACAGAAAUUAUAUCAGGAUAUUCAAUCAGAUACAAAUUAUACAAAAGGACUACAUGAAUUUUCUAUACAAAGUAACUGCAUUUUCUAUGGAAUAAGAAUAGUCAUUCCAAAACAAUUACAACCUGCAAUUCUACAAGAAUUACAUACAGCUCAUACUGGUAUUGUAAAAAUGAAGGCACUAGCAAGAAGCUAUGUCUGGAGGAAAAAUAUAGAUGCAGAUAUAGAAAGAAUGGUAAAUGAAUGUAAACCAUGUUGUUUAUUACAGAAAAAUCCUACAAAAAUACCUAUACACAGUUGGGAAUACCCAAAAGAACCAUGGAGUAGAAUUCACAUUGAUUAUGCAGGACCAUUUUUUGAUCAAUAUUUUCUGAUUGUUGUGGACGCAUACACCAAAUGGCUAGAAGUAAUACCUACUACAUCCAUAACAACUACAGCUACUAUUAAAAUAUUAAAAAACUUAUUUACUACAUUUGGACUACCUAUAACUAUAGUAUCAGAUAAUGGAAGACAAUUCCGUUCAGAAGAAAUGAUGACAUUUCUGAAAGAAAAUGGAAUUCAGUCCAAGUUUACAGCACCGUUUCAUCCAUCUACAAAUGGACAGGCUGAAAGAUAUGUACAAACUUUUAAAAAUAAAAUUAAAAGCAUGAUCCAUGAGAAAGGCACAUUAAUGGAAAAGUUAUCAAGAUUUUUGAUGAUGUACAGAAAAACUCCUAAUAAUACUACAGGAUUAAGUCCAGCGGAAAUGAUGUUUAAAAGGUUCUAUUACAGAGAAUGUGACACAGCCACAGCUCGCACCAGUAGCUACGCCGGCAUCUCCGAGUGGUGUCGAGCAACCAGUUGUGCUUCGCCGAAGUACGAGAAUCAGAAAACCUACAAACAGAUUGAACCUUUAAGUUACAACGUGGGGGAGUGUUACAAACAAGAGUCGAUGCAGUGGCAUAAGAAAAGCACAACUUCUCCGAAGAAAUUUAAAGCGUCACAAUCGCCCAGAAAGAUCAUGACGACUGAUGAAGAAGCUGUCAAGGAAAAAGGAAGAGGAAAGCUGUCAAAAGAUACGGGUUUAAAAAUUUAG
Galleria mellonella (greater wax moth) is the source of this 3171-nucleotide messenger RNA. RefSeq lists its product as uncharacterized. The record is from RefSeq and is a predicted model, not a curated record. The coding region runs from base 1 to 3171 and encodes 1056 amino acids. The transcript has 5 exons. Gene Ontology annotation, molecular function: nucleic acid binding. Gene Ontology annotation, biological process: DNA integration. NCBI's taxonomy places the organism in Eukaryota, Metazoa, Arthropoda, Insecta, Lepidoptera, Pyralidae.